Molecule: messenger RNA, 1875 nt
Organism: Vitrella brassicaformis
Lineage: Eukaryota; Vitrellaceae
Source: the annotation of a GenBank genome assembly
AAUGACGUGAGGAAACGCCCAUCGUCGCCGCCAUGACGACCACUGCUGCCUCCUCCCGGUAUGGGCGGGGUCGUGGUGUUGGAGCCAGCCCCACCAUGGAGCCCGAGGCGACGGACGAGAAGUAUCGUCGGGUGGAGGUGGUGGGCGAGGGCACCUAUGGCGUGGUGUGGCGUGCAGUAGAGCGGACGACGGGCGAGGUGGUGGCCAUCAAGAAGAUGCGUUUGGAGAGCGAGGAGGAGGGCGUGCCGGGGACGGCGGUGCGGGAGUGCAGCAUUCUCAUGGAGCUGCAGCACCCCGCCCUGGUCAAUCUCAAGGAAGUCGUCGCCGGCGCCACCGCACAGAUCUACCUAGUCUUCGAGUUCGUCGUAAGGACAGUCGACACACACGCAUUGCAUCGCAUUGGUCUCUCCGUUGCAAUGUGUGUGUGAUGGGCCGACGUGUGUGGAGUGUUCAGGAUUUGGAUGUGAAGAAGUUGAUGAAGGGUUUGGCGUCGGUGGGGAUGCCGACCUACAUGAGCGGCAAACUCCUCAAGAGCUACGCCAGACAGCUGCUCGAGGGCAUGGCCUACUGCCACAAACGCAAAAUCCUCCACCGGUCCGCACACAGACCAACACCAGACACACCCACAAGGCCACAGCAGACGCAUGAUUGUGUUGUCUUGUCUUGUUUGGUGUGCUGUGGAUGGAUGCACAAACUUUGUGUGCAGCGAUUUGAAGCCGCAGAACCUGCUGAUAGGUCGUUCGGGUGAGUUGAAGGUGGCCGACUUCGGUUUGGCGCGUGCGUUUGAGAUGCCGGUGGACAACAUCACCACCGAGGUCAUCACACUCUGGUACAGAGCACCCGAAAUACUACUCGGCAAAGCGGUCAGCACACACACAUAUAAAAGUGGGGCCUGGGCUGCCCCGGCUGCCUUGACACACGCGUACAUUUGUGUGUGUCCAUGUGUCCAUGUCUGUGUUAGGUGUAUUCGUUGGGUGUGGACAUGUGGUCGGUGGGGUGCAUCAUCGCCGAGAUGGCCCAGGGGACGGCUCUCUUCCCGGGCGACUCCGAGAUAGACACGCUCUUCAAAAUAUUCAAAACUCUAGGUGUGGUGGGUGAGGGCAGGGGAACCAUGGCCAGGCCAGCCCGAUGUCAUCCUUUCCGUGUGUGCAGGUACCCCUGACGACCGUGUGUGGCCCGAGCUGGGCGAGGAGGGCAAGAUCAAACACUGGAAGGUCUGAUUGCCAUCCAACGACCAGCCAUAUACCUUCUCUCAGCGUGUCUCCCACUCUGUCUGCUGCUGCUGCUCGUGUGUUUUGUGGUCAGUUGACGUUUCCCAAGUGGCCUGCGUGUGGUCAGGAUCGGCUGCGCGAGAAACUCACCAACAUGGACACCCCCGGCGUUGACCUCAUCUACAGGCAACACCACACACACACACAUAGAGACACCACAUCACGCAACACCCAUUCCCCUCCAUCCAUCUGUUCAUCAGGAUGUUGCAGUACGACCCCCAGCAGCGCAUCUCGGCGGCCGACGCCCUGGACCACCCGUGGUUCAGCGACAUGGCCGGUGGUGAGGACCCUCGUGUGGCCGACACGCUGCGUGCCGUCAUGCACGCCAUCGAGAAGGAGAAGCAGGCCAGGGCGGAGCGCGACAGACGCAUGCGCGCUGCCAGGGCGGCCCGCGGAGGGGGCGGAGGGGGACAGCAGCACAGGUAGAUAGCUCAGAGACGAGAGAGGGGGCGAUGGAUGGAUGGAUGGAUGGAUUGGGGGUAGCCGUAGACGGAGACAGACUGACAGACUGACAGAUGGAUCAUGUGCGGGUGUUGGUGCGAUGACGGUCUGCGUUUGCGUGCGUGCGUGCGUGUGUGGCUACUGGAUGAAUGAUGGUUUGCCG